AUGGAGAUGCUUCUACAUCUUGAUCGCAUACCACGAGUGCACAACAUCCUCGCCGCUGGCUUUGGAUGGAUCCUGCUUGCGGGCUUCCUAGUCAUUCCUGGAACUUUCACUUCAUUCAAGCAGACCGAGGCCUACGAGAAUGCGAGCGGGGACGCUGCCUCGGACAUCGCCAACUCAAUCGUCAACGCCAUCAACAACGUGCCGUUGGUAUACAUCAGCGCCGCUUUGAGCGGAGUCGGGGCCCUUGGUUGUAUAUGGCUCUGGUAUCGGUGGCGGAAGAACUAUGUGUGGUUGAUCAACAGGAUCUUUCUGCCUACUCUUUUGUCGUCGCUUGCCGGUGUGCUCUCGACCAUUGUCAAUGUAUACUCAGCAAGAGAGGGCGUCUGGAGUGUCACGGCCAAGAUCGCCGCAAUUGUUACCGGCAGCUGUGCAGGUGUCUCGUUGGGGCUAUUCCUGAUCUACAACUUCUGGGCCCUGAAGGGUGUGCGCAAGCAGCACGAUGAGGAAUUCCCAGAAGAGUACAGGCGCAAAGAAAAGCAGAAGAAACGGGAGAGUGUUAUGGAGAAAGUGAAGAGGAAGGCACACGAGCCUGCGAUUCAGCCAGGAAGUAUCGUCUGA
Messenger RNA from Cyphellophora attinorum, 618 nucleotides. RefSeq lists its product as uncharacterized. The transcript has 2 exons. NCBI's taxonomy places the organism in Eukaryota, Fungi, Ascomycota, Eurotiomycetes, Chaetothyriales, Cyphellophoraceae. Bases 1 to 618 code for a protein of 205 amino acids. The record is from RefSeq and is a predicted model, not a curated record.